Monomorium pharaonis (pharaoh ant) is the source of this 1402-nucleotide messenger RNA. RefSeq names its product protein GVQW3-like. The coding region runs from base 190 to 918 and encodes 242 amino acids. Lineage: Eukaryota; Metazoa; Arthropoda; Insecta; Hymenoptera; Formicidae. The record is from RefSeq and is a predicted model, not a curated record. Gene Ontology annotation, molecular function: nucleic acid binding. The transcript has a single exon.
CUAUGAUCAAAAAAUUCCGAGAAUUUGUAUUUUAAAUUACGCGCGCUUUACCGAUUCGAAUACAUUUUUUUUCUCGGAUUUGUAAACCUUUCCCUGACACUUGUUAAACGUGAGCGCCAUUUGUAUCAUUAGUAGUUGUUUGGUGUCUGUUUACAUCAGUCCAGUUUUUGCACUUUGUCGCAUUUCAAAAUGGAAAAAAAUAUUGGACAAAGAAUUUGUUUGAAGUUUUAUGUUUCCAACGAUAUUUCUUGUGCCGAUGCAUUGAAAAUGCUACAAAAAGCCUACGGAAACUCUGCUCUCUCGAAAACACGAGCAUACGAGUGGUAUUCGGCAUUCAAAAAAGGUCUCAAAAAAGUUGAAGAUGCACCUCGUAGUGGACGCCCUUCGACAUCGACAACCGAUGAUAACGUUGAAAAAGUUAAGGAAAUCGUGCUCGAAAAUCGUCAUGCAAGCCUCAGAGAGAGAGCUGGUGAACUCAACAUCGCGUAUGGAUCGGCACAGCACAUUAUGGUGGAUAUUUUGGGCAUGAAACGCGUUGCAGCACGACUUGUGCCAAAAGACCUGAAUUUCGUUCAAAAACAGUUCCAAAAGACAGUGGCCCAGGAGAUGAUUUCUGAGGUAACAGACGAUCCUACCAUGAUGAAACGCAUAAUUACUGGCGACAAAACAUGGGUUUACGAAUAUGAUGUUGAAACUAGCCAACAAUCAUCCGAGUGGCGUUAUGAAAAUGAACCAAAACCGAAGAAAGCGCGUCAAAGUCGAUCAAAAAUCAAGGUUAUGCUCACAGUUUUCUUUGAUUAUGGAGGCGUUGUUCAUUAUGAGUACCUGCCAACGGGUCGAACAAUCAAUAAGGAGUAUUAUCUGGGCGUAAUGAGGCGUUUGAGAGAUGCUGUGCGUAGAAAACGUCCAGAAUUAUAGAAAAACAAUUCUUGGAUUUUGCACCAUGAUAACGCUUCCUCUCACAAAGCACGCAUCGUGACCGACUAUUUGACCAAACACGCGGUAAAUACCAUCCAACAAGCACCGUAUUCUCCGCAUAUGGCACCCUGCGACUUUUUCCUGUUCUCAAAACUUAAAUUACCGCUUCGUGGAAAAAGAUUUUUGAGUAUAGAUGAAAUAAAAGAAUAUGCGACGAGGGAAUUGAAAGCCAUUCCUUCAUCAAACUAUGGAAAGUGUAUGAAUGAAUGGGUUAAACGUUGGCAUAUGUGCACCGCUUCAGAUCAAUGCUACUUUGAAGGCGAUAAAAUAAAUGUACCCGAAAAUUAACAAAAAAUCUCUUUUGUUUACCAAUUCCCGGAACUUUUUGAUCAUAGUGUAUGUAUAUAAUUUUUGAAAAUAAUUUUUAAAUUUUUUUUCUUUGAAAUGUUUUUUGCUUUUUUUCCUUUUUUUACAACAUAAAGCU